This is a messenger RNA of Rattus norvegicus (Norway rat), 2389 nucleotides long. It is a transcript of the gene G6pd, whose product is annotated as glucose-6-phosphate dehydrogenase. The record is from RefSeq and is marked validated. Gene Ontology annotation, cellular component: membrane; cytoplasmic side of plasma membrane; cytoplasm. The coding region runs from base 116 to 1663 and encodes 515 amino acids. Gene Ontology annotation, molecular function: protein homodimerization activity; D-glucose binding; identical protein binding. Lineage: Eukaryota; Metazoa; Chordata; Mammalia; Rodentia; Muridae. The transcript has 13 exons. Gene Ontology annotation, biological process: cellular response to oxidative stress; NADP+ metabolic process; cholesterol biosynthetic process.
AAAGCACACGCCCUCUUGCGUUAAAUGGGCCAACGAAGCUUAGCCCCCGGAAACGGGCUGUGCACUCCAGAUCUGUGAACGUGUUUGGCAGCGGCAACUAAAUUCAGAAAACAUCAUGGCAGAGCAGGUGGCUUUGAGCCGGACCCAGGUGUGUGGGAUCCUGAGGGAAGAGUUGUACCAGGGUGAUGCCUUCCACCAAGCUGAUACACACAUAUUUAUCAUCAUGGGUGCAUCGGGUGACCUGGCCAAGAAGAAGAUUUAUCCUACCAUCUGGUGGCUGUUCCGGGAUGGCCUUCUACCCGAAGACACCUUCAUUGUAGGCUAUGCCCGCUCACGACUCACAGUGGAUGACAUCCGCAAACAGAGUGAGCCCUUCUUUAAAGUCACUCCAGAAGAAAGACCCAAGCUAGAGGAGUUCUUUGCCCGUAACUCCUAUGUAGCUGGCCAGUAUGAUGAUCCAGCCUCCUACAAGCACCUCAACAGCCACAUGAAUGCCCUGCACCAGGGAAUGCAGGCCAACCGUCUGUUCUACCUGGCCUUGCCCCCCACUGUCUAUGAAGCAGUCACCAAGAACAUUCAAGAGAUCUGCAUGAGUCAGACAGGCUGGAACCGCAUCAUAGUGGAGAAGCCCUUCGGGAGAGACCUGCAGAGCUCCAAUCAACUGUCGAACCACAUCUCCUCUCUGUUUCGUGAGGACCAGAUCUACCGCAUUGACCACUACCUGGGCAAAGAGAUGGUCCAGAACCUCAUGGUGCUGAGAUUUGCCAACAGGAUCUUUGGACCCAUCUGGAAUCGAGACAACAUUGCUUGUGUGAUCCUUACAUUUAAAGAGCCCUUUGGUACUGAGGGUCGUGGGGGCUAUUUUGAUGAAUUUGGGAUCAUCAGGGAUGUCAUGCAGAACCACCUCCUGCAGAUGUUGUGUCUAGUGGCCAUGGAAAAGCCUGCCUCUACAGAUUCAGAUGAUGUCCGUGAUGAGAAGGUCAAAGUGUUAAAAUGUAUCUCAGAGGUGGAAACUGACAACGUGGUCCUUGGCCAGUAUGUGGGGAACCCCAGUGGAGAAGGAGAAGCUACCAAUGGGUACUUAGAUGACCCCACAGUACCCCAUGGGUCUACCACUGCUACCUUUGCAGCAGCUGUCCUCUAUGUGGAGAAUGAACGGUGGGAUGGAGUACCCUUCAUCCUGCGCUGUGGCAAAGCUCUGAAUGAGCGCAAAGCUGAAGUGAGACUUCAGUUCCGCGAUGUGGCAGGUGACAUCUUCCACCAGCAGUGCAAGCGUAACGAGCUGGUCAUCCGUGUGCAGCCCAAUGAGGCGGUAUACACCAAGAUGAUGACCAAGAAGCCUGGCAUGUUCUUCAACCCUGAGGAGUCUGAGCUGGACCUAACCUAUGGCAACAGAUACAAGAAUGUGAAGCUCCCUGAUGCCUAUGAACGCCUCAUCCUGGAUGUCUUCUGUGGGAGCCAAAUGCACUUUGUCCGUAGUGAUGAACUCAGGGAAGCCUGGCGUAUCUUCACACCAUUGCUGCACAAGAUUGAUCGAGAGAAGCCCCAGCCCAUCCCGUAUGUCUAUGGCAGCCGAGGUCCCACAGAGGCAGAUGAGCUGAUGAAGAGAGUGGGCUUCCAGUAUGAGGGUACCUACAAGUGGGUGAACCCUCACAAGCUCUGAGCCCUGGAAACUUACACCAUCUGCACUCUGCCUCUUCUGGCCACCCUUUCUGCAUCUGCCCUUCUCACCAUCUAACCCUCUAUUAGGACUAUUGACCUCAUAUUGGAAAGACUUUGGGACCAUAGGCCUUAGCUACACAUUCUAGUCCCUGGGCUUAGGCCACCAUUCUGUCCUAUGCUGCUGCCACUGCCACUACCACUAAGCCCAGCUACAUUCCUCAGAUACCAGGCAUUCAAAACGCAUUGCAAUGCUUUCAGGACCACCACUGUCCCUAUCUGAGCCACCCAUCUUUCCACAAGACCUGAAUCACCUCCUCCCCUCAAUCCCCUGCAGAAAGAACGCCUAUCAGUCUGUCCCUGGACUCCUUAAGAUAGGAGUUAGGAACAAUUGGGAGGAGCCUUGGGCCUUGGAGGGACAAUGACCAAACCACACUUCCCUGAGACUGUGGGCAAGCUCCUCAAAACUUAAAGUGAUCAAGGACACCCAUCUGAGAGGACCUGCCCAUAGCCACACUAGCCUUAGUGCUACUUGACAUUCCUCCUCACCAGCUGGAAGAACUCUCAUGCUGCCUAGCAAUAUUUUGGGGGCCAUAGAUAUCUCCUAAACAAUUCCAUAGUCCAUAGUCAACCUCAUCCAACCCAUGGGCAGCCUCCUUACCAAAGGAAGGUAAGAGCAGCAGCUAGAAUUUUCCUACCCCAACCCUGCCAUUAAAUCCUCAAAAAAGUU